This is a messenger RNA of Geodia barretti, 360 nucleotides long. The record is from the annotation of a GenBank genome assembly. Lineage: Eukaryota; Metazoa; Porifera; Demospongiae; Tetractinellida; Geodiidae.
CUGCACCAGUAAAACCCGGACAACUGAAAGGAGUUUAUAGUUACUCUGGAGAUACUUGGUACCCUGUAUGACGGAAUCAGACUGAGCGGCCAACUCAAGAUCUUUGUGUGUGAUGAGAUUGAAUGUAUGGUAGAGUGUUAUGUCACUAGUGAUUGCACUGGGGAGCUGCUCUCAGUGAGAGGAUCAGCCACAGCGAGACAGUGCUGCACUGGGUCUGAUGUGUCUCAGUCUUACAAACCAAUGGAUGGCAGUUGCCAGCCAUGCAUCGGUGAGAACUAAACCACAUUUUUGUACUAAGCUUGUUCUGUGUAAUCACCACACUUGCUACUUCACAGUAAGGUUGGAUUUCAUGUUCUAUAA